UCUUAUUUUUUCCGCCGUUUUUUUUUUCUGGUUGCAGACCAAGUUUCUUGUGCAUUUUGGUUAUUACAUUCGGACCUUCACGACAUCAGGGUGACUUCGGUUCUUGAAUAUAUGUCCUCUAUGAUUGCAAAUAUAGAACCAAUAACUCAAUCAUUGAAUGGACAGCAAGGCAAUUCCGAUGACUUUGCUAUGCUUGAUCAGAAUUCUAAGAAAGGGAAGCUUCAUGUUCGCUUAAAGCGUAGCAGAAAUGGACGUGUCAGGCUUGUGUGUGAAGAGUUCCGUAUUGAGCAAUCGAGCAUUAAAUUUACUCAUGUCUCUGGUGAUGGUGGAGCUAUUACUCAGAGUCUUGUGCCUAAGGUGCAAUUUAAUCUACAGCUUUCAGAGAAGGAAAGAAUUGAACGGUCAAGAGUAGUACUUCCAUUUGAGCACCAAGGAAAUGGUAAACCGAUCGAAAUCUAUGAUGGUAGGCGGUCUCCCAACGAGAAUAAAAUUGAGACAACCUCAAAUUCUACAGAGAAAUUGCACACGACCGGGGGUUCUGGCAAGGGUGAGAUUAUCUAUUUUCGCGAUUCAGAUGAUGAGAUGCCCGAUUCCGACGAGGACCCAGAUGAUGAUUUGGAUAUAUGA
Thlaspi arvense is the source of this 627-nucleotide messenger RNA. NCBI's taxonomy places the organism in Eukaryota, Viridiplantae, Streptophyta, Magnoliopsida, Brassicales, Brassicaceae. The record is from the annotation of a GenBank genome assembly.